AGCCAUGGAUAUGGAGACAGUUCUCCGCGCUGUGGGCACCAGUGGCCGCUUCCAGAUCGUGGUUGUGUUAGUGACCCAGGCAGCACGGGUGUCCGCCAUUUGGAGCCUCUUCUUCAUCACCUUCGGCAUCUACGAGCCACCCUGGCACUGCGAUAACGACGCAUCAUCAAACGCCACCUCACCAUGGACUAAUGGAAGUGAAGUCAUAACAAACAAUAGCUGUGACGUCAUUGAUUCGUGUGAUGUAAAGUUUCAGGAAGGGUCGUCUACUCUGGUCACCGAGUGGCGACUGGUAUGUGAUCAGACUUGGGUUUCCACCACCCUCGCGACAAUCCAGAUGGUUGGAGUCACUUUAGGCGCAGUUAUCGGAGGGCAAACGGGUGAUCUUUUCGGUAGGAAACUCAGCAUGUAUGGAUAUACGUUGAUUUUAUCAAUAGCAAACAUUGCAAUAAUCUUUUCACCCUCAUGGGAGGUGUAUGCUGCUAUCGUCUUCAUCAUUGGAAUCUGCAUAUCUGGGAUUUUUCCAAUAGCGUUUGUGUACGCAGUUGAGUUUCUGGGGCCGAGAGGGCGCGACGUUCUGACGGCAUUGCCCAUUUGGAACGCAGCAGUCGGGUCGUUGGGGGUGCUCACUUUCUUUAUUCGUAACUGGAAACAUCUUCAUCUCAUUACCGGCGUUUAUUCAGGGAUUGUGUUUCUCUCGGUUUUCUGGACACCGGAAAGCCUGCGGUGGUUGUAUGCGCAUGGCAAAAUUGAGGAAGCUCACGCCGUUGCAAAGAAAAUAGGUCAUGUAAAUGGCAGAGAGGUUCCUGACUUCGAGCUUCUUAACAAUGCCGAAAAGGAUACCACAGGAGAAAAAGUAGUCUCUCGAAAAUAUACAUACUUAGAUUUGUUCAAAAACAGACGUAUAGCUUUGCUGGUCGUGAAAGUGGUGCUUAUAAUGUUUACUUCGAAUCUCGCUUAUCUGUUCUUUGCACUGGGCGUGAAGGUGUUUUCUGGAGAUUUCUAUGUGAACUUCAUGUUGUACUCUCUCGCAGAGAUUCCUAUAGUCCUUGUAGUGGCUUUAGUCAUGCGGUUUCUACAGCGACGUCACGGGUGUAUGUUUCUUCUGUCCGUCGCCUGUUUGUCCUGUCUUCUGAUUCUCGCUAUAUUCUAUACAGUUGAAGAUGAGAGUGCUAGAGGAACGGCGAUCACGGCUUUAGGGCUCAUUGCGAAAUCGUUUAUUCAAGGGUUCUGCCAAAUCAGCAACGUCCUGAAUGCAGAGCUCUUCCCGACUGUACUCAGAGGUCUAACGAUUGGGCUAAUGGUCACUGCCGCGAACAUCGGAGGGGUCAUAGCGCCAGUUUUGAUACCCCAAAACCCGGGUUUUUUCCCAAUAACAUUCUCGAUACUCACAGCCGCUCUCCUUGUCUCUAUCCUCAUGGUCUGGUUACUACCAGAGACCAAAAACAGGCCCUUAGAAGACGUCACAGUUUCGAAGAGUAGUGAAAAACACCCUUCUUAAAGAAACGAAGCAUGUUCACUGGAAUCGGUAUUUCUUAUAUGAGAAUAUUUUUCUAAGUCAAGUGUGGUGUAAGUAGACCUGUUUAAUGUGUGCGUCUCUCUCUCUCUCUCUCUCUCUCUCUCUCUCUCUCU
Aplysia californica (California sea hare) is the source of this 1632-nucleotide messenger RNA. Its product is annotated as solute carrier family 22 member 13. The transcript has a single exon. Gene Ontology annotation, cellular component: membrane. The record is from RefSeq and is a predicted model, not a curated record. The coding region runs from base 5 to 1501 and encodes 498 amino acids. Gene Ontology annotation, molecular function: transmembrane transporter activity. NCBI's taxonomy places the organism in Eukaryota, Metazoa, Mollusca, Gastropoda, Aplysiida, Aplysiidae. Gene Ontology annotation, biological process: transmembrane transport.